UGUGUAGCUAGCGUGCUUUAUGAAUGAAAACAAAAACGCUCGAACGCGCGCGCGCGCGCUCGCCAUGUGCGCGUUCACUCAGCGGUACCGCCGGUGUGUUUGUGGGUACCGCUGUAAGCAAACGAGCAAGCAAACCGGCGGCGGUACGGCUCAACGCGCGCCGCUGCACUCUGGAUCUUAGUGUAGGCUCAUCGGCAACCUUCUUGCACACAGCGAAAGUUUAACCGCAUGAUGCCAUUGCGUAAGGGUUUGUGGUGGUGUCCGAACGGUGCCCCUGGGUGUGGGUUUGUGGUCGUGCAAAACGUUUUACCAAAAGCAUGUGCACAUACUCGUCCAUUGUGUGGCUCCGAACUCGGUCAGAUUUGAAUUAUGACGAUAUGGAUGUUGGUGCUGCUGCUGGUGAUGAUGGUGAUGGGCGCUAUGAUCAUCGAUUAGUCUCGGCAGUCUGGCCAUGCCCGUAGGGAAUGUUUAGUGACCUCUUUCGAUGCGCAAUACAGGCCCGGGAUAGGGACAAAUAGCGAUAGUUGCAGCGGUGUUGCAAAAUUGGCGAGCAGUACGCUCGCACACGUGAGCGAACCUUGAGCGGUGGGUCCACGCGAAAGGCCGUCUUUUUUUCCGGCGAGUUCGCCGGUCAUUCUUCGAGCGACCGGUAGAGUAGGGAGAUUAAUUUAAUUUGAUCGAACCCAACGACCCGGGUCACUCUUGGGCAAACAGUACCCAUCAGCUACAGCGGCGUGCGUGCGUGCGUGCAUGCGUUGUUACUCCGGUGCGAGCAUUUUUACACGCGCAUCACGGUUCCGGGCACCCUACCAUCAACGUUUUCUGUAGUUUUUCGCGACCAAGAACACAAUCGUGGAAGAAUCUGUUUCGAAAAGGGUGCAGAACAGACCAGCGGUGCAAAUCGUGACUUCAAACGUCGAACGACGAUCGAGUACGGGAGCCGCAAACCAGCGGUUGCGAUUCGUUGUUGGUACAAGAUGCAGCUACUCAAAUGGCACGGGCAGUUGAUCCUGCUGAACUUUCUGAUGUUUAUGUCGUGGCGACCAUGUCGAGGACUCAACGUUCCCAACUAUGGUACUCCCUAUCGUGGGAGCAAUCCUACCAGACGGUCGGGCGUGUAUUCUAGCGUAAGAGAACCCGCCUACUACGAUGAGUACCAACCGUCCGGUCCAAAACCACUCACCGAAGAUCAGCGUCGAGCGAAGCUGACAGCCGUCUCGAACCCGGACUUUUACUUCCCACCCGAUCCGGAAGCGGACCUAGCGGAAACAAACGAACCCGAACCGGAGAUCCAACGAUCGAAGCCUCGUGUCCCACCGGCCGCCCCGGGAAGCUUCUCCUACAACGAGAAGGACAAAAAUGGACCCUCGCACUGGUACCGGGUGGAUGCCCGGUGUGGAGGCCGGUAUCAGAGUCCGAUCCUGCUCAACACCAGCAGUGCACAGCUCGUGAGUCGUAAGCGACCGCUCCGGCUCGAUGGACAGACCAACCUACCCCAGACGAUUCUGCUGCAGAACGAUGGACAUUCGGCUAAGUUUACGUACAACUGGCGCAACGGUGAUCGGCCCGUGCUGCGCGGUGGUCCACUGAAGACGAAGUAUCUGUUCGACCAGUUCCACUUCCACUGGGGUGUGAAUAGUACGGUCGGGUCGGAGCACGUGUACGACUACCAGCGCUACCCGAUGGAAAUUCAUCUCGUGUUCUACAACGGACUGUACGAGUCGUUCCAGGAGGCCCGCGAGCAGGUGGACGGUAUAGCCGUCGUGGGAUUGUUCUACGAGAUCUAUCAACAUUCGGUGGACGAGCAGCUCAACACCUGGACCCGGUUUCUGCGCAAUGUCGUUGAACCGAACAGCGAGUUUACCAUCCCGUUUAUCGACACCUUCCCACUGUACGAGGUGAUUGGGGACGUCGAGUGGCCAUACUUUUCGUACGAGGGUAGCCUAACGACCCCGCCCUGUCUGGAGACGGUAACGUGGAUCGUGUCCACCAAACCGCUGCUGGUGACGGAGAAGGAGAUGCGACAGUUCCGUCGGCUUCAGUCACCGACCGGCCUGAUGGUGAACAAUUACCGACCGGUGCAGAAGCUGAACCAUCGCCGGGUGUUCCUGUACUGAGAAGCGACUGAGAACUGACUGGCUUGCUGAGAGCGGAACAGCAGCGCACCCUUUUUUUUUUCGCAGCGAUAUACCAAAGGAUCGACAAAGUGUUUAGUGUUGUAAGGCGAUUUUAUUUUACUUCUCAACUGUUACCACCAGCAUAAUGCUGGACGUCCAGUGAACAAAGUAUUAUACGUUAGGGAAAUACAUACAUUUCUUUUAUUCAUUGCA
Molecule: messenger RNA, 2330 nt
Organism: Anopheles stephensi (Asian malaria mosquito)
Lineage: Eukaryota; Metazoa; Arthropoda; Insecta; Diptera; Culicidae
Product: carbonic anhydrase 13-like
Exons: 3
Coding region: 978-2117 (379 amino acids)
Cellular component (GO): cytoplasm
Molecular function (GO): zinc ion binding; carbonate dehydratase activity
Source: RefSeq, a predicted model, not a curated record